Molecule: messenger RNA, 1002 nt
Organism: Pestalotiopsis fici W106-1
Lineage: Eukaryota; Fungi; Ascomycota; Sordariomycetes; Amphisphaeriales; Sporocadaceae
Exons: 1
Coding region: 1-1002 (333 amino acids)
Molecular function (GO): protein binding
Source: RefSeq, a predicted model, not a curated record
AUGUCUGCAGAACGAACAACUGUUCCUACGGGGAUUCCCGAUACAGAUCUCUUCACCAUAGAAGCAAUCCCGUCCAAAGGCAAAGGUCUUGUAGCUUCCAAAGCCAUACCCGCCGGAACAUUGCUCAUUAGUGAACCUCCACUCUUUACAACCGCCUCUCUCACCAAUGCAGAAACCAUUGAAAAGGACCUCCAGGCCAUUGUGCGCUCUCUUCCCAGGGAUGGACAAAAGGCCUUUCUCUUCCUGCACAACAACUUCCCGGGCCAGCCCAACCCCUUCUCCAACAUUAUCCGGUCCAACGGGUAUCCCCUGGGCCCCAACAGCGAGGUGGGCGGCAUCUUUCCCUUGAUCGCACGCAUGAACCACUCGUGCCGACCCAACGCCCAGCAUCACUGGAACCCCAAGCUGGGCGAGCAGACCGUGUACGCGGUGCGGGACGUGGCGGCCGGCGAGGAGCUGACGCUAUCGUACCACAACGGCGGGCCCUCGACGGAGCGGAAAGCGGCGCUCAAGCAGUUCUUUGGCUUUGACUGCGCGUGCGAGCUGUGCUCGCAGCCGGCCGAGAAGCUGCGCAAGAGCGACAAGCGGCUGCGCGACGCCGCCCGCCUCGACGAGUCCAUUGGUGAUGCCAAGCGUGUUCGUCUCCAGCCCGCCGACGCCCUCAAGGACUGUAAAGAGCUGCUGCGCAUCUACGAGGCCGAAGGGGUCCGCGAUACGCGGCUGCCGCGCCUGUACUACGAUGCUUUCCAGAUCUGCGCCAUGCACUCGGACGCUGCGCGGGCAAGCGUCUUUGCCGAGAGUGCGCGGCGGGUGAGGGAGUUGAGCGAGGGACCCGACAGCGAGGAGGCGGCGACCAUGAAGGGCUUGGAGGAGGCGCCCGAAAAGUUUGAGAACUGGGGCUCAACUAAGAACUGGUUAAGCAAGGUAUCGGAUCGGGAGACAAAGUACAAGGAUAUUGAGUGUCCUGUCAGCGUCAAGACUACCGUAAUUUGGGAAGCAUGA